GCCAAGAGGAGGUGCGCUUGCGCGUCGAGUUCUCCGGCCGAGCGCCAUUUUCGGACGAAGAGGAAUGGUAGAGAUAGGGGAAAAAAAUCAACAACUAUCGGGCGAGAGAAAUAAUCAAUACCUGAGAGGUGCGAGAAGAGAGAAUGAAUGUGCCAUUGGUACCUACGGCAUGAAGAGGAUAGCAUCUAUUAAUAGUUGUGGUGAAUGUUUGGAGGAGAGUGCUUUGGAUAUGGAGUGAUUAAGGAGAAAGAGGGACUGUGUCUGGAGUACUUGUGAACGUCUUUUAUUCGUUCAUGGGAUGUCGGCAUCGCUGGCUCCAACAGCUUUUGUUACCCAUCCCUGAUCUCCCAGAGGCCAGUUAAGAAUCAGCCGCAUUGCUGUAGGUAUGGAGUCACGUGGAGACCAGACUGAAUGAGGACGGCAGCUUUCUUUUCCUCAAGGACACUAGUGAAAAAACUGGGUUGUUAUAAUCGUCAACACUGAUGACAUGGUGACCAUAAGAUGCUGAAGGCGAUUGAAGUCCUCUUACUGGACAAACUAAAGUCAUAGUUUUAGGAUAAAGUUAAUAUUUAAAACAGAUGAGAAAUGACUACUCUCAAUCUGUGGAAUUCACUACUCCAGAGUGCAGUGGAUGUCAGGAUAUUAAGUAAAUAUGAGGAGAAGGCAAAAUUUUAAUUACUAAUGAAUUGAAGGGUUACAGAAAGGUGGGAAAGUGUUGAAGCUGAGAUGAGAUCAGGAUGAUUGUAUUGAAUAGUGGAGCAGGCUGGAGGAGCUGAGUUGCCAAUCAUGCUCCUCGUUCUUAUGUUCGUUAGAUUAUCUUUUUUAUCCCAGAUUUUUUUUAUUGAAGACAAAUUUGUAGGAUUUGAACUCCAGUCCCAAGAACAGGUUUCUGCAUUGCUACUCCAGUGUCAUUACCACCAUAUCACCAACUACCCUUGAGGCUUGGGUGGACAGCAUGGAUAGGGUUUGGGAGAUGGACCAGGGUACAGAGCCACAAACCAUGGGAGCGAUGAAAGAAUCUGAGAUAUUAAUUGAUGAGCAGUCUGCAUCAUCUGGAAUGCCCGAGCCCAGCCAGCUUCCUUUGGGAAUCCUAGGAGGGCAUGGCUUUUGGUGCAUGACAUGUGGAAAAGGUUUCAAGUGGCGCUGUCUUCUGAAUGUCCAUCUGCGGAUACAUACAGGAGAGAAACCUUUCGAGUGUCUCCUAUGUAUGAAGCGCUUCAGCAAGUCUAAUGAACUGCGAGUCCAUCAGCGCAUUCACACUGGUGAGAAACCUUUUGAAUGCAUUGUGUGCAAGAAACGCUUUUACCGUUCGAGCCACCUCAGCAGACACCAGCAGUUCCAUACGGGGGAGAAGAAGUUUGAGUGCCAAGUUUGCACAAAACGCUUUUUUACCUCCAGCCACUUGACCCGGCACCAGCGUAUACACACUGGUGAAAAGCCUUUUGAAUGUCGUGACUGCAGCAAGCGUUUCAACAGCCCUAGUGAAUUAACAGUGCACCAGCGAGUUCACACUGGUGAGAAGCCAUAUGAGUGUGUCGACUGCAAGAAACGUUUCAAUCGACCCGGUGACCUGACAGUACAUCGACGGAUCCACACUGGUGAGAAGCGGUUAGAAUGCCCAGAGUGCAAAAAACAAUUUAGUCGACCCAGUGAGUUGGUUAUCCAUCAGCGGGUUCACACUGGGGAGAAACCCUUCAAGUGUUCUGUGUGCAAAAAAUGCUUUUAUACAUCCAGUCACUUGAUCCAGCACCAAGGAAUCCAUACUGGUGAGAAGCCCUUUGAAUGCCCUCUUUGUAAGAAACGCUUCUACAGAUCCAGUAAUCUGACUAGGCACCAAAGAGGAGAAGGACAUAAUGAGAAAGGUUGGCCAAAUGGGACAUGUGCAAACAGAGAGAAGAGAAGGGCCUGGAAGGAAAAAUUGAAAGGUAGUGAAUCAUCUGAAGUGGCAAUAUCUACUCCCAGCCUGUGCAUAUCUGGUGUCAAGGAGGGAAAAGACUUCCAUUGUACUGUGUGUGGGAAAAGGUUUCGCUGGCCCAGCCUCCUGGAUACACACCUGCGUGUUCACACGGGAGAGAAACCAUUUGAAUGCACCUUUUGCACAAAACGUUUCUGCACUUCCAACGGGCUGCGAAUGCAUCAGCGAACCCACAGUGCAUAGGAGGUAGCUGUUGGAGCAGCAUUGUCUGACUCUGAUCCUGUUGACAGAUACUUCUUGCAUGCAGUCCUGUCUUUGUGUUUUCAGAAGAUUACCAGAAAUAGAAAACAUCUUAUUAUUUAUCCAC
Molecule: messenger RNA, 2282 nt
Organism: Chiloscyllium plagiosum (whitespotted bambooshark)
Lineage: Eukaryota; Metazoa; Chordata; Chondrichthyes; Orectolobiformes; Hemiscylliidae
Source: RefSeq, a predicted model, not a curated record